CUGACAGAAUCGCGGCGUUCUCCGUACCCGCCCAUCCUGCGCGGACGCCCGCUGCCAUGGCGACUCUGCUGCGCCCUGUCUUCCGUCGGCUCUGCGGGCUCCCGGGCCUACAGCGGCCUGCGGCAGAAAUGCCCCUCCGGGCUAGGAGCGACGGCGCCGGCCCGCUAUACUCGCACCACAUCCCCACCUCCCCGCUGCAGAAAGCGCUGUUGGCCGCCGGCUCCGCGGCGAUGGCGCUCUAUAACCCCUACCGCCACGGGAGCGUCCCCGGAUUUCGACGUCCACCCUCGACCUGGGCAAGCUCCAGAGCCUGCCGGAAGGCUCCCUGGGUCGCGAGUAUCUCCGUUUCCUGGAUGUGAACCACAUCUCGCUUGGACACCUUUCUUGGCCACAUGUGGCAAGCGGCUGCCAUACUGGACAGUGCAGGUCUAGGAGACAUUAAUACAUCCACUAAACAUCAAGGUACAGUUAUUUUGAGUGCCACUAAGAGGUGAAUGAUGCUUCCAGAGACCAUAACAUGAACCCACUUGGUCUGUAGGUUAGGGGUGGCCUCUCUGUGGUGGGGGGAAGGGAUGGGGGACAGGGGACACUUAACCCAGGUCAUGAAGGAUAAGUAGGAGUUACCACAGUGAAGAUGGGGGUAGUGGGAGAGAGCACCCCAAGCUGGGAGCAGGUUGUGCUAGGAUCAGGGUCUUUGGGGCUUCAUUAUUUAUUUUUAGAGACAAUGUCUUGCUUGAGUGCAGUGGUAUAGUCAUAGCUCCCUAUAACCUCAAACUCCUGGGCUCAAGCAUCCUCCUGUCCCAGCUUCCUGAGUAGCUGGGACUAUAGGCACACACCACCACACCUGACUAAUUUUUGUAUUUUGUUUGUUCUGGGUUUUUUUUUUCUUUGAGACAGAGUCUCUGUCACCCAGGCAGGAGUGCAGUGGUGCAAUCUCGGCUCACUGCAACCUCCGCCUCCUGGGUUCAAGUGAUUCUCCUGUCUCAGCCUCCCGAGUAGCUGGGACUACAGGUGUGCACCACCACACCCGGCUAAUUUUUGUAUUUUUUAGUAGAGACAGGGUUUCACCGUAUUGGUCAGGCUGGUGUUGAACUCCUGAUCUCAGGUGAUCCGCCCACCUUAGCCUCCCAAAGUGCUGGGAUUUACAGGCAUGAUCCUCGGCCCCCGGCCAGUCGCCAGAGUUUUCUAGUAGGUAUGAGUUAGGUGAGAGUUGUGACGGUAUCAGAGACAGACUGGCAAAUCGGGCCCUGGGAACCAUCAGGAAGGGUUCUAGGGGAGGCUCAUGGUUGUCAGAGGGUCUCCCCAGACACCCGAGCACCCACCCGCUUCGUGGAUGAUGAGGAGCUAGCAUAUGUGAUUCAGCGGUACCGGGAGGUGCACGACAUGCUUCACACCCUGCUGGGGAUGCCCACCAACAUCCUGGGUGAGUGCCC
Molecule: messenger RNA, 1433 nt
Organism: Gorilla gorilla gorilla (western lowland gorilla)
Lineage: Eukaryota; Metazoa; Chordata; Mammalia; Primates; Hominidae
Gene: COQ4
Product: coenzyme Q4
Exons: 4
Coding region: 57-359 (100 amino acids)
Biological process (GO): ubiquinone biosynthetic process
Cellular component (GO): mitochondrion; mitochondrial inner membrane
Source: RefSeq, a predicted model, not a curated record